GACAAAUAUAUUCUACAGAACCACCUAAGAAACCACACAAAGGCGAACUCUGAAAUGUUCUGCAUGCGGCAGAUGUUUCAAAAACAAAGUUUUCUUCGAGAAACACACGAGAUUGAAUAAUUGCUUGCAAUGCAUAAUAUACCACCAGAAGUUUGACCUGCUAGAAAAAUUAUAUCGUCACGGUGAGACGUGUUGCAGAGUAUCCCUACAGCAAGUUUUCCAUCAAGGCAAAUACAUUGAAAUAUUUGAGUGAACACAUGAAAUCGGAACACAUAUGAAACUGACCUGCUAGAGGAUCCUCUGUACUUUCCGUAUUUUAGACGUUUUAUUGGCUCAUCUAUUGAUUCCUCGAUCGUAAUGGAUGCUGGUAACUGGAAACAUAAGCUUGAAAUUAUUAAGAACUCCAAUCUGCAAGAAGAAUUGAAUCGCGAUAUGAAGAAAGACCAUGGACUAUCUCGUAAUUCCUGUGAUAAUGUGUUACCUCGUGAAUCGAUUCAGAAUGUAUCAUUUUCCAAAAAUAGUAAUACUUCGGUUACGAAUCAUCCGGCAAUUUUGGAUGGCUCAGGGAUCGCCAAAAAGCCAAGACAUGAAGUUUCGAAGAAGGUUAAAAGUACUUAUAAGAGAAAGCAAUUGGACGAGUGUUUUAUAUGCGGUAAACGUUUCCGAAAGAAGUCCACCUACGAGAGACACAUGGAAUGGGAUGAUUGCCUGCAAUGUAAAUAUUGCGACAAGAGGUUUGACUUACGAAAAGAAUUAUAUUGUCACUAUAAAACGUGUCGUAAAUUUAAAUAUACCUGUCGCGUGUGUUCUUACAAGGCAAAUUCAGAUACUUGUUUGAAUGAACAUAUAAAAUUGGAACACAAGGACCUCUUCAGUGAUAACAUAUUUAAUUGUACCAAAUGCCCCAAGAAGUACCAAUCGUGGCAAGCUCUUAAAAAACAUGAAACAGUUCACGCGAGGAUCACACCACCUGUAAAAUGCAGACAGUGUGGUAGCAUCUUUAAGAGCAAAUAUAUUCUACUGACUCAUAUGAGCAAAGAACACCCAGAUAAAGAAACGUAUGCUUGUACGCUUAACUGUUUUGUCAGUUUCGAAACGCAGGAAAAAUUGGAUCAACAUAAUGCCAAGCAUCACAAUUGGUCUUGCCCGAAAUGCAAGAAAAAGAUAUUACUAACCUGUAAUAGACAAGCACACCUGCGACUUCAUAGCAAUUACAAACCUUAUAUCUGCGACGAAUGCGGCAGCGGGUAUGCUUCUAGAGGCGCUCUGAUCAAUCACAAGAGAUUAACACACACUAAUUUAAAGGGGAAACUUCCUCUUAGAACGUUGCCGAAAAGAAAAAACAAGAGACGCAUUGUUGUAGACUUUUCGACAGAAGAAGAAAGCGAUGAUUUAGAUCAAUUAAAAGAUUUAGAUCAAUUAAAAGAAGAGGAAAAGGCAUAAAUAAUAUGUUUACUGCCCUCUUUUCGGUGGAUUUUCGUGAACGAGUGUAUUUCUACGAAUAUUAUUGUUGUAAAUUUUGUUUAUAAUUACUUACGCUGAGUUUAUAAUUACUUACGCUUUUUAUAGAUUUUUAAUAGGUUUAAUAACUCUUUAUAUGCGGAAUAAUAAGCGCGAUAUGUAAGAAAGAAUUCGAGAAUGACAUUACGAUGGAUUGUAUAUAUAUACAUAUAUAUAUGUACAUA
Odontomachus brunneus is the source of this 1685-nucleotide messenger RNA. RefSeq names its product zinc finger protein 501-like. Bases 358 to 1443 code for a protein of 361 amino acids. Gene Ontology annotation, molecular function: RNA polymerase II transcription regulatory region sequence-specific DNA binding; DNA-binding transcription factor activity, RNA polymerase II-specific. Gene Ontology annotation, biological process: regulation of transcription by RNA polymerase II. The transcript is spliced from 3 exons. Gene Ontology annotation, cellular component: nucleus. NCBI's taxonomy places the organism in Eukaryota, Metazoa, Arthropoda, Insecta, Hymenoptera, Formicidae. The record is from RefSeq and is a predicted model, not a curated record.